Molecule: messenger RNA, 4197 nt
Organism: Pichia membranifaciens NRRL Y-2026
Lineage: Eukaryota; Fungi; Ascomycota; Pichiomycetes; Pichiales; Pichiaceae
Exons: 1
Coding region: 361-4122 (1253 amino acids)
Molecular function (GO): metal ion binding; ATP binding
Source: RefSeq, a predicted model, not a curated record
UGUUGGGGUACUGUGGUCUUGAUUUAAAGGGUUUUUUAGCGGGAACACUGGCGGGUUCGGGAGCUUGUGAAGAAAACGGGACGCCGGAUCGGAGACAGGUCGGUAAAACUGUUCGAUAACGGACUUCCGGCUGUGGCGGGUAUUCCCUACACCUUAUCGCUAGCGGUAAAUGUUUCACUUCAAGUUCAAUACAAGUCGGUCAGCUUUCUACUGUUUCCCAUUUUUUGGUUCUUUGAUUUAUUUCAACUAGCUUUAUGGUAGAAUGUUUCUUCUGACGGGAAAGGAAACGGAACGCUGCUCAGUUACCUAGUGUUGUUUCCCUUGAAAUCCACAAACCAUUACAUACAAACCCUUGAAAGAAUGAGCUUUCAGAAUAUCAAGCGUGUGCUAAUUGCCAACAGAGGUGAGAUCGCCUCGAGGAUCAUCAAAACGUGCAAAGAGUAUGGUCUCACAUCAAUUGCGAUAUACCCAAAGGAGGACAUUGAAUCUCUGCAUGUUUCACAGGCUGAUGUUGCAGUAUUGCUAUCUGGAAUUGGUGCAAAUGCGUAUGUUGACAUUGAGCAGAUUGUGCAAGUGGCCAUUGACAACGAGGCUGACGUGGUUAUUCCAGGGUAUGGGUUCUUGUCGGAAAACUCCAACUUUGCUGAAAAAUUAGCUGAAGCCGGUAUUGCCUUUGCUGGGCCUUCAGCUGAUUCUGUUGAGAAGUUUGGUUUAAAGCAUUUGGCAAGAGAGAUAGCAGUUAAUUCAGGAGUUCCAAUUGUACCAGGUACGGAGUUAAUCAAUGAUGUACAAGAGUUGGUUAGUGCUUGCAACGAUAUUGGCUACCCGGUUAUUCUCAAGGCCACUGCAGGUGGUGGUGGUAUGGGACUAAAGGUUUGUAAUUCUGCCAGCGAAGUGGAGACAAACUUUGCAGAAGUUCAGUCGAGAGGUGCUUCCCUUUUUUCUAACACUGGUGUGUUUGUUGAGAAGUAUAUCCAAAAUGGUCGUCAUAUCGAGGUCCAAAUUUUCGGUAAUGGUCUUGGCAACAUUGUUACAUUUGGUGAAAGAGAGUGUUCGAUCCAGCGUCGUCACCAGAAGGUUAUUGAAGAAACACCCAGCCCUUUUGUUGAGACGUUAGGAAAGCAGUACAACUUGAGAAAACACCUUACUGAGUGUUCAAAAAACCUAGCCUCUUCAAUCAACUACAAGUCUGCAGGGACUGUUGAGUUUCUUGUAGAUGACGAGACUGGAAAUUUUUAUUUCUUAGAAAUGAAUACCAGAUUACAAGUUGAACAUGGUAUCUCUGAGAUGGUCUACGGUAUGGACCUUGUCUAUUUUAUGCUUGCCCAGGCUGAUUGUGAGCUCUCGAACUCCGGUAUUGACGUUGCUCUUUUGAAGAAAAGCUUGAAGUAUGAUGAGCAAGGAGUUGAAAUCCCCAGUGGACAUGCAAUCGAAGUCCGUGUGUAUGCUGAAAAUCCAAUCAAAGACUUUGCUCCUUCUCCUGGUAUUCUCCACUAUGUUGAAUUUCCGGAUCAAGGUCCUUCAAGUAAAGGGAACUACAUUGUCAGAGUUGAUCACUGGAUUGAGACAGGAGGAAAGGUCUCACCCUAUUUUGAUCCUUUAUUAGCCAAGGUUAUGGUUUGGUCUCCUGAGAGAACUGCUGCCAACAUCAUUCAAGUUUUGAAAGAUACCAAAAUACAAGGCCCAAUAAACAAUGUUAAAUAUUGUAUAGCCAUCCUCGAAAGUGAAAGUUUCAGAAAAGGUUAUACAUUAACCAAUUUUUUGAGCUCUUUUCUAUUCGUUCCAAAUUUAAUCGAAUUUGAAGAGUCAGGAAACUACACCACCGUCCAAGAUUUACCUGGUCGUCCAGAAUUAAGACAUGGCAUUCCUAGAUCAGGUCCAACAGACGACUUAUCUCUGCAACUUGCUAACAUUAUUGUAAGCAACAAUGCUAACACUGAGGGUCUUGAAUUUACAGUAAGAGGUCCGGUUUUAAAAUUUCACUCAAAUGCAAUCAUUGCAUUUGGUGGUGCUAAAUUUAAUAUUAUGCUGAAUGAAAAGGUGGAGGUUCCAAUGUUUACGGAGCUUUUUGUUCCUAAAGGUUCAGUAAUUGAUGUUGGUGAAACUCAAGAUAAAUCGUCAAAAUGUUACAUGGCUGUAAGAGGUGGUUUAACCGGGGUUGCUGACUAUUUGGGUUCUAAAAGUUGUACGCCAGCUUUAAAUUUGGGUGGGCACCAAGGUCGUACUUUCUUGCCAGGUGACUGUCUAGAAAUUGAAAUAUGUGAUAUAGAUAUUGACGGUUUUAAAACAGGAUAUGAGCUACCUACUGGAUUGAUUCCAAAGUUUGAUAAUGAAGAAGUUGUUGUCCGUAUGAUCAGUGGCCCCCAUGAUACAACAGACAUUGCAUCUGAAAAAGGUUUGGAGACUGUUUAUUCCCACGCCUACAAAGUCAACUUCAAUUCUAACAGAGGAGCAAUAAGAUUAGAUGGUCCUGCAUUUGAUUUUAGCAGACAAGACGGUGGUGAUGGUGGUGGUCAUCCAAGUAAUACACUCGAAUAUCCUUAUCCUUGUUGUGGUUUGAGUACUGUUGGUUCUAUUUUGGUUUUGUCUGGUGUCGACGGUGCCACCCUCUCAGGUUUUACAUGUAUCUCUGUUCCAUGUGAAGUUGACUUCAGAAGAUUCGGACAAGCUUCUGUCAAUGGUACUAUCAAGUUCAAACUCAUAUCUUACGAUGAUGCUAUCAGAUUGUUGAAGCUGAGACUAAAAUUUUUAGAGAUUGCCUCAACACGUCCAACUAAAGUUAAUGAUGACCUUUUCAGCAAAUAUGACGAGCUUGAUUCUUACGAACCUAUAAAUUCCAAAUUAGGCAGCUUUUUAUAUCGGCGUGAAGAGACAGAGGAAUUGCCGCAAGUCACUUUUAGGCAAGGAGGUGAGCGUAUGAUUCUUAUUGAUUUUGGGAUCACAAAGUUCAGCCUGUUCAAUAACGGUCGUCAACAUGUGUUUUCCAUGGAAAUUGAGAAGCAGCUUAAGGGCCAGUUUAAUUCGAUUGAAUGCUCAUCUGGUGCCAUGUGUGUGACCUUCAAUCCUCUAAAAAUCGAAAAAGCAAAGUUGUUGAAGAAGCUAAUUGACAUUGAAGCCAACAUAUCGGCUAUUGAAAAGUUAAAAGUUCCUUCACAUGUUUUCAAACUACCUGUUUGCUUCAAUCAUAGUGCAUUGGAUCAUUGUAUCAAAAGAUACACACAUUCUCAAAGACCACAUGCCCCAUACUUGCCAAGCAAUGCUGAGUAUUUGAUGAGAGCAAACUGCAUUGAAACUUUUGAUGAGUUCAAAAGUUACAUCGUUGGAAAGCCAGAAGUUGUUGUUGCUGUUUCUUUUCUAUGUGCUAAUCCGUUGCUGGUGAACACAGAUCCAAGGUCAAGGUUUUUGACUUCGAAAUAUAACCCUGCUCGAACCUCGACCCCCCAAGGUGCCAUUGGCUCUGGUUCAGUCUCGCAAUCAAUAUAUUCCGUUGAAUCUCCUGGUGGGUAUAUGAUUUGGGGUAUGACACUUCCAAGUUGGUAUUGGGAUACUUUCUGCCGUAUCCAUAAGAAUCCAUGGCCUCUAGAGAACUUUGAUCAAGUUAUAUAUUAUGAAGUUGAGGAAGAAGAGUUGACAAAUUUGAAUACUCAAUUCCUAACCAAAAGGUUAACUUACAAAGCAGAAGAAACAGAAUUUGAUUUCUCGGAAUACUCUAAAUUCUUGAAAUCUAUUGAGAAGGAAACCGAGGAACUUCAAAACAGAAAGAGAGAGGCCUUUGAUGUUUUGGUAAAGGAAGAAGUUGAAGAUCAAAAACUUUGGGCUGAGGAAAAGGAAGCGGCAAAAGCAUCCAAAUCUGCUGCUGGAGAUUUGUUAAAUAAUUCAAAUGCUAUCAAACUGAUUUCUACCAUGCCUGCAAAUGUUUUCAAGUUCAACUUUGAAAAGGGUGAUACAGUUUCCCUAACUGAUGUGUACGUCAUAUUAGAGGCCAUGAAAAUGGAAAUACCACUCAAAGUUCUCGAUAAGAAGGCACCAGCUGAUAGUAUGUAUCGUGUUUUAGAGAAUAUUGUAGAAGAGGGGGACGUGGUCAAUCCAGGUGACACCAUUUCCAUUUUGUUGAGAAUUUAGUUUUUUUACAUAAAUUAUUAAUUCCAUGUUUAACUAUAAUUAUUAAAUAAUAAAUAGACAACUCGCUACUUGAAU